Anolis carolinensis (green anole) is the source of this 7260-nucleotide messenger RNA. RefSeq names its product formin binding protein 1 (gene fnbp1). Gene Ontology annotation, molecular function: protein binding. Gene Ontology annotation, biological process: endocytosis; signal transduction. The transcript is spliced from 19 exons. The record is from RefSeq and is a predicted model, not a curated record. Lineage: Eukaryota; Metazoa; Chordata; Lepidosauria; Squamata; Anolidae. The coding region runs from base 322 to 2340 and encodes 672 amino acids.
CCAGCUGUCAAGCCCUCCCUCCUCUGCUUGCAUUUCUGGCCAUUUUUUUGUCUCCUCUUUGCAAGAAGCAGAAGCAGCAGCAGCAGCAGGAGGCAUGGGGAGGAGGGGGGUUUAGGAGGGGAAAAGGGGUCCCAGAGGGGGUCUGCAUUGCCACACGGGGGUCCCAGUGGAUGCCCCCGCCUGGCGAGCACCUUGGAGGGGUGCUGGCCCUUCGCUGCUGCUGCUGCCUCUUGGGGAAGGAAGGCCAAGAGGAGGAGGAAGGGGCCUGGGACCCCCAGACAAGGGCUCUGGGCAAAGGAAGGAGCAGCAGCAUCUGCAGACAUGAGCUGGGGCACAGAGCUCUGGGAUCAAUUUGACAACCUGGAGAAGCACACGCAGUGGGGCAUCGAUGUCUUGGAAAAAUACAUCAAGUUCGUCAAGGAAAGGACCGAGAUCGAAAUCAACUAUGCAAAGCAGCUUCGGAACCUUUCCAAGAAAUACCAGCCCAAAAAGAACUCCAAAGAAGAGGACGAAAACAAGUUCUCCUCCUGCCGGGCCUUCCUGUCCACGCUGAGCGAGAUGAACGACUACGCCGGGCAGCACGAGGUCGUCUCCGAGAACAUGACCUCCCAGAUCACGGCCGAACUCGCCCGGUACGUCCAGGAGCUCAAGCAGGAGAGGAAAGCGCAUUUUCACGACGGGCGGAAAGCCCAGCAGCACAUCGAGACCUGCUGGAAACAGCUGGAAGCGAGCAAACGGCGCUUUGAGCGGGAUUGCAAAGAGGCCGACCGGGCGCAGCAGUAUUUCGAAAAGAUGGACGCUGACCUCAACGUGACGAAGGCCGACGUCGAAAAGGCGCGGCAGCACUCGCAGCUGCGCCACCAGAUGGCGGAGGAGAGCAAGGCGGAGUACUCGGCGGCGCUGCAGCGCUUCAACCAGGAGCAGCGCGACCACUACCACACCCACAUCCCCAACAUCUUCCAGAAAAUCCAGGACAUGGAGGAGCGUCGGAUCGUGCGUCUGGGGGAGUCCAUGAAGACCUUUGCGGAGGUGGACCGGCAGGUCAUCCCCAUCAUCGGGAAAUGCCUGGACGGGAUCACCAAGGCCGCCGAGGCCAUCGACCAGGAGAAGGACUCCCAGUGCGCGGUGGAGGCCUUCAAGUCGGGGUUCGAGCCCCCCGGGGACGUGGAGUUUGAGGACUUUGCGCAGCCGCUGAAGCGAGCCUCCUCCGAGUGCAGCCUGGCCGCGCCGGGCAAGGAGGGCAAGGCGGCCACCACGGGCAAGGCCAAGGGCAAGCUCUGGCCCUUCAUCAAGAAGAACAAGCUGGUGUCCCUGCUGUCCAGCUCCCCGCGGCCGCCGGCCCCCCCUCCGCCCCCGCCCCCCCCAACGGCGGGCCCGGCGGCUUCCUCUUCCUCUUCCUCCCCGUCUUCCUCCUCGGCCGGACCCCCCAACGGGCCCCCCGCCUCCCCCCGGCCCCACAAGGAGCCCCUCUCCCACCGCUUCAACGACUUCAUGGCCUCCAAGCCCAAAAUCCACUGCUUCCGGAGCCUCAAGAGAGGGCAGUCCCAGUCCUUGUACUUUCACAAGGAGCUGAUGAAGAGGACGCUGGGCCGGCCCACGUACGCGCAUGAGGCCAGGGCCUACGUCGUAAGUCUGCGCACGCUCUCGCUCAAGCUGGGCGGCGGUCCGGAAGAUUUCAGCCACCUUCCUCCGGAGCAGAGAAGGAAGAAGCUCCAACAGAAGGUGGACGAGCUCAACAAGGAGAUCCAGAAGGAGGUGGACCAGCGAGAAGCCUUAACGAAGAUGAAGGACGUCUACAUCAAGAACCCGCAGAUGGGGGACGCGGGCAGCGUGGAGCACAAGCUGGCCGAACUCGGGCAGAACCUGGAGCGGCUGCGGCAGGAGGCCCAGAAGUUCGAGGGCUGGCUGGCGGAGGUGGAGGGCCGUCUGCCCGUGAAGACGGAGCCCGGGCGGCGCCAGAGCGGGGUCUGCGAGACCCCCAACACGCUCACCGUCAACCACUGCGCCCAGGACCGCGAGAGCAGUCCGGAUGGCAGUUACACGGAGGAGCCGAGCCAGGAGAGUGAGGCCAAGGUGCCGCCCCCCGCGCACGAGUUCGACGACGAGUUCGACGACGAGGAGCCCCUGCCCACCAUCGGGACCUGCAAAGCCCUCUACACCUUCGAAGGGCAGAACGAAGGGACGAUUUCGGUGACGGAAGGGGAGACGCUGUUUGUGAUCGAGGAGGACAAGGGCGACGGGUGGACGCGCAUCCGGCGCAGCGAGGACGAGGAAGGCUACGUGCCCACCUCCUACGUGGAGGUCUUCCUGGAGAAGAAUGCCAAAGAGUCGGCGUUAUGAGAUUCCUAAAAAUAAAAAAUCCGCUGAAGCAAGAGCCUCGGGGCGAGCCGGGCGCCGGAACGGGAACCACGGUCUGGUUCUUCCUAUUUUUCAGAACCAAGAAAUCGCCCCAAAAAAAAAAAAAUUGGCAGAAAGGGGACGAACAAAAAGACCCCAAAUCCCCUCCCCUCGUCCUCAGCCAUCCCUUGGUUGCUUGCUAAACAAACCCUUCUUCCGGCAUGCCGACUACUAACCCAUCAUCCACUCCAUUCCCCGUUUAUAUCCAAGCAUGGUCCCAGACAGAGCUCACCGGGAACAUUAACCGAAUUUUGCCCGAAUCCCAUUGCAUUGCCUUUCCGGGAGAAAAAAAGUCAAUUUUUUUCAAUUACGGAGGAGAAACCGAGGCAGAGAAAGAACAGGUCGCUUUCCAAAUUGUCCGAGUUUUGGGCACAAAAUCGAACCCCAGGCAGAAAAUACCGAGGCCAAACAGAUUCAGGAAAUUCGAUCCCAAAGAAAUUUCGGAAAACCAAUCAGAAAUAUUGUAAAUAUUGCAAAGCCAGGCAAUCAAUAUUGGAAACUUGUGUUAGAAAUAUUGCAAAUCCAGGUGAUCAAUAUUGGAAACUUGGGUGAGAAAUAUUGCAAAUAUUGCAAAACCAGGUGAACAAUAUUGGAAACUUAGGUGAGAAAUAUUGCAAAUAUUGAAACCAGGUUAAUAAUAUUGGAAACUUGGUAAGAAAUAUUGCAAAUCCAGGUGAUCAAUAUUGGAAACUUGGGUUAGAAAUAUUGCAAAUCCAGAUAAUCAAUAUUGGAAACUUGGUUAGAAAUAUUGCAAAACCAGGUGAUCAAUAUUGGAAACUUGGGUUAGAAAUAUUGCAAAUAUUGAAAACCAGGUUAAUAAUAUUAGAAACUUGGGUGGGAAAUAUUGCAAAUAUUGCAAAACCAGGUUAACAGACCUAGAAUUUUGUCACGGUCUGGAAACCGGGAAGGAUAAGAAGGUGCAUCCGCACUGCUGAAUUAAUCCAGUUUGAUCAGACCUGAAAAAGUCCACGAGGGUGGCCAAAUAUUUGAAUUUCCAGUCCGCCCCUGCUUCGCCUUGUUUGCUUAGCCAGAUUCCCGAUUUUCGAAUCCGACCGGCCGGAAUCGGUUCCCGUUUUGCUGCUUCCGGUGCCCGCAUGCUCGCCCUGCCGCCUUGCCUGCGCUUUCCUUCCGUGGGAUUUUUUUUUAACUAUUUGUUUACGGCACACUGCUGCGUUGUCAUUUUGUUCUCCGCCCAGCGCCCGCUCUUUCCUUUCCCCGCUGCAUGCAGCCGCUGCCUCGCGCUGAUUUACAAAAGCAAAAAACACUCCGGCAUUCGAUCCUUAUCCUUUGUUGUGGCGUCAAGACGCUGCGUUGUCAUUUUGUUCUCCGCCCGGCGCCCGCUCCUUCCUCUCCCCGCUGCAUGCAGCCGCUGCCUUGUGCUGAUUUACAAAAACAAAAAACGCUCCGGCGUUUGAUCCUUAUCCUUUGUUGUGGCGUCAAGACGCUGCAUUGUCAUUUUGUUCUCCGCCCACUCCUUCCCGCUGCAUGCAGCCGCUGCCUUGCGCUGAUUUACAAAAGCAAAAAACACUCCGGCGUUCGAUCUUUAUCCUUUGCGGCCUCACGCUCUUACAGUUUUGCCUCCUAAUGUUGCAAUUCCCGAUCCGAGGAAUUUCGGGGAUCUCUGGUCCACUUUUGGUGACGCAAAAGCCAGGUUUCCUGCAGGACAACAAUUGAGUUCUCGGCCAAAAAGUCUCGCAGUUGUGGAUAGAUAGCUUUUCCUGACACACCUCCUUAAGUACCCGAAAAUUACAAUUCUUGAUUUGGCUAUAAUUCAACAUUUUCUGAAGGGUUUCCGGACCGCUCUCGAUGACACGAAAGCCACGUCUGACUCACCAUAAAGAUACCGUUUCACCUCCUUAAGCUCCCGAAAAUUACAAUUCUCGAUUCGGCUACAAUUCACCGUUUUCAGAGGGAUUUCCAGACCGCUUUCGAUGACACGAAAGCCAUGUCCGAUUCACCAUAAAGAUACCGUUUCACCUCCUUAAGUUCCCGAAAAUUACAAUUCUCGAUUCAGCUACAAUUCACCCUUUUCGGAAGGAUCUCCGGACCGCUUUCCAUGACACGAAAGCCACGUCCGAUUUCCCGUAAAGUUACAAAUACUCUUAUCUUGUUUCCCAAAAGUUACAAUUCUCCAUUCAAGGGGGUUCCCGGUGGCUUCAAUUCACCAAAUUUGGGUCGGUCGGUCUCCGGUCCGCUUUUGAUAACACGAAAGCCACGUCCAAUUUGCCGUGAAGCUGCGAAUGCGCUUAUAUGCUUUUGCUUCCUUACGCUCCCAAAAGUUACAAUUGAGGGAAUCCCCAACUCUGUCGACAGGUUUGAUUGACACCUGUGGCCAAACGUCAUCGCCUGGUUGCUCCGUACAAUGACUUGAAUGCAACUGACCCCGAGUUGGGCCAAAGCUGAAGGACACGGCGCAUUAAAGGGGAUCCAGGUUCCGAAUUUUCUCUUUGAGUUUCCGGUGGGCAAACGGAUUCUCCUUUGUGCAAAAACACGACAGAAAUGUUCCCUGUAUAGAAGUGGGUUAGAAUUUGCAAAAUGCUCGAACAAGAAGCCUUGGUCGGACCCGAAUCCUACGUUGGGUUUGAUCCAACCUGGUUUCAAAUGUGAAUUCCCACGACCAGUGGGUUGCCUUUUGCAUUGUGGUUGCGGCGCUCGAUUUUCCGCAGCUUCCGGUUGGAGAAACCCAAAGGCGCUGUGGUGCUUUGGGUCCAAAAAAUGCAAGAAAACAGGGUGAAAAAAAUGCAAUUUCUUCCGUUAACCAAGUGCCACCGACGUCGGGUCCGAGAGAGGAAAAUCCCGCUCCUCGCUCUCCGUCUCCGUGUUGACAUAUCUUACGUGUUGUUCCGUGUAUAUAAUUCCAACUGGGUGGACAGUAUAUUAUUGUCACCUGAACAGGCAAGCGUCCCAUUGACUGCAGAGUUUGGCAUCGCAAAAUAUCACUUGUUAAAAGGCUGUGAAGAGACAAGUCCUGGGAGUUUUUGCAAACGGGGAGUCGAACGAGUCCGUUUUCAUAGAUUUGAGAAAACGCAUUGGUUCUGAGCCACCGAUAUUGGAAACUCGGUUAGAAAUAUCCUUGGAAAUAUUCAAAAUCUGGUUACUGGAAAUAAUAAUAUCACUAUGAUUUUCUUGUUCCUGGGUUGUCAAUAUCAUUUCCUUAGAAAUAUUCGAAAUCUGGUUAUUGGAAAUAAUAAUAAUAGCACUAUGAUUUUUUGUUCCUGGGUUGUCAAUGUCAUUUCCUAUCAUAAAAACAUAGGAAAAAUUCAGAGACACCGAUAUUGGAAACUCGGUUAGAAAUAUCCUCGGAAAUAUUCGAAAUCUGGUUACUGGAAAUAAUAAUAAUAAUAAUAAUAAUAAUAAUAAUAAUAAUAAUAAUAAUAAUAUGUAUCACUAUGAUUUUUUGUUCCUGGGUUGUCAAAUUCAUUUCCUAUCAUACAAACAUAGGAAAAAUUCCGAGUCACCAAUAUUGGAAACUCGGUUAGAAAUAUUCUUGGAAAUAUUCGAAAUCUGGUUACUGGAAAUAAUAAUAAUAAUAAUAAUAAUAAUAAUAAUAAUAAUAAUAAUAAUAAUAUUUAUCACUAUGAUUUUUUUGUUCCUGGGUUGUCAAUGUCAUUUCCAAUCAUAAAAACAUAGGAAAAAUUCCGAGCCACCGAUAAUGGAAACUCGGUUAGAAAUAUCCUUGGAAAUAUUCGAAAUCUGGUUACUGGAAUCAGUAUUUUGUCUGGUGUGAGUUGACAAAACCGCGGAUACGGGGGCCGUCGGGCACUCGGGAUUUUCUCCCUCCCGAACGAGGCAAAACGCUUGGGAUCUUCAGCCUUAAACUAAUGUUAUUUCCACGCGUGUCUUUUUCGGGGUGGAAAAGUGUUUUGCCGGUUUUGCCUAAUUAAUGAAAAACUUGACGAGGAAGAAGACGCGAAACGGGAAAUGACAUUUCAAACCAGGAACAGAAUUAAUUUUUUUCCAAUAAUAGAAAUAAGACAUAUAUGGCCAUGUUCCAGAAGCAUUCUCUCCUGAUGUUUCAUCGGCGUGAGAGUUAAAUUGAGACUCAUUCGCCUCUCUGUCGGCGAUCUAGCGCUCUGUUUAGUAGCACGAACAGAAGUCCACACUCCGCUGUCAGCCGAACCUCAACGUGUUUCACCCACAUCGAUGGCAGGCGUCCUUAGAAGACCUCACUACCCUUGAGGAUGCCUGCCAUAGAUGUGGGUGAAACGUCAGGAGAGAGUGCUUCUGGAACAUGUCCAUACGGGUCAGAAAACUCGCAGCAACCCAGUGAUUUUAAACCCAGUGAUAUUAUUUCAAACGCAGGAAGAAAACCCCAUAUUUUACCCAGAAAAGUUUGCAAAAACUCUGUAGGACUUUCUCCCAAAUCUCCUACUGAACUAAAUCUCCCUCCCCACAUCCUUUUUUUCUCGUACCAUUUGUAAAUAAGACAGAAAGAUAAAAAAGACGCAUAUUGACAGUGUUUUAAUGCCGAGUAUUUUUCAACAACGGCUCCGCCGCUUCCAUCCUUCCUCCUCCUCCUUUCAUGCUUGAAGUGUCAAAAAAAAUAAAGAUUUUAAGGAAGAAAGAAGAAAGAAAGAAAGAGAAAUAAAUUAAGCCAAAUUAUAUUUUAACAUAUAAUAAUGUGUCAAGCACUUUUUAAGAAAACAGUAUUUGUUUGCGUGUGUGUGUGUGUGUGUGUGUUUCGGCACUGGAUUCUUUUACUUGGUGACCCAUCGAGAUGGCGUUUUGUCUGGUUUUCAUAAAUCGAUCAACCGAAAUAUGUAAAGACGUCCUUGUUGUGGUUUUUUUUGGGAUCCGUUUGUUUUGUUGUUUUGUUUUUCUGGCAACAGAAAUUCUACCAAAUAAAAGUGCUUCCAUUUGAAA